Sebastes umbrosus (honeycomb rockfish) is the source of this 2618-nucleotide messenger RNA. RefSeq names its product nuclear receptor binding factor 2b (gene nrbf2b). The transcript is spliced from 4 exons. Lineage: Eukaryota; Metazoa; Chordata; Actinopteri; Perciformes; Sebastidae. The record is from RefSeq and is a predicted model, not a curated record. Gene Ontology annotation, biological process: autophagy. Bases 136 to 1068 code for a protein of 310 amino acids.
AACACAUCACUAGCUCUGACGUCACGACGUGCUGACGUCAGCUCUGUGCUGUGGUGGAAGCGGCUGUGCUUCUCUGACCCUGCAGCUAAAUAUUCUUAUGUUCAUUUCCAAGACUCCUUUUUCAUCUUAUUGCGGAUGACAGUCCGUGGGGGACAGAGAGGAGUUUCAUGUAGUGUAACCCGUCGAAGUAUCGAGUCCAUGGAGGUCAUGGACAGCCCGCUGAAUCUGGCUCAUCAGCAGUGCAGGACGGCAGACCGUUUGGUAGUGGCUGGGAAGUAUGAAGAGGCCAUCUCCUGCCAUGGAAAAGCAGCAGAUCUUUUGACAAAUGCAAUGAAGACAACACAGUGUGAGCAGGCUCGUCUGUCCAUGGAGCUGCAGAGGGACAGUCAUAUCAAACAGCAGCGACUGAUCCAAGAGCGUUGGAAGAGAGAGGCUCGUCGCGAGGCAACGAAGGCCCGACCCGGCCAGGUGCAGCCCUCCAGCAGCCCAGCCCUCCUUACCCAAACCCAGACCGCAGGCCAGCUGCAGCCCCACGGCUCCCCGGGCCUCUCGGCCGCAGAGGGGGGAGGAAUCAGGGAGAGAGAGUACGACACCUUGCUCUACCAGCUUCAGACUCGGCAGACCGGAGGCUGCCAGCCUUUGACUCCACUGUGCCCCGGAUCUAAGACCACCAAAGACGACAAAACUCGCCUGGAAGAACAACAGACCACCAUCAAGGACCUGCGGCGCCUGGUCGACCACCUGAUGGAUGAAAACCAGCGGCUGACGACCGAGAAGGAGCGGCUACAGUCGGAAAACGUCCGGCUGCGCUCCGAGGCGGUCGAGGCUGUGGACUUUGGGGAGCGCUCGGAGCUCUGGGUGCUGCCACAAGCAGGCGGCGCCAUGGGAACAGGGGGUGGGCAGGAGAGGAAAAGCACGGGGAAGGGAAAGGAGAUCGCAAUCCCUCAGCUGCCACCGCUGGAGAUGCCAGCUCAGGAAGAUCUGUGUCUGGACGACCUGCCUCCUCUGGAGCUGCCAGAGGACAUCCAGAAUGAACUACAGGAGCUACUGGACAGGGACAAACUGUGAUAAGAGACAUGUCUCACACACAACACACACACAGGCACCAGGGUUCAACCAAUAUGGCUUUGAGUUUGGAUGCACAGGCUCUGUCUGAUCAGACCUCUGCUCAUGUUAAAGAGGACAGAGACAUCACAGAGACGAGACAGAGCUAUGAUGGAGAUUCCAAACUCUCUGCACUAAUAAGAAUGAUACAAAUGGUGCAACAAAACUAAUAACAAUAACUGGCAGGUGAAGUGAUAACAGCGAUACCAUUAAUACAAUGCAAUCUAUGGUAAAGGAACAGUUCACCCACAUUGUCAGAUGGAACAUCAGUGAGAUUGUGAUGGAUGUUGAGUCUUUUACAUGGUGUCUGGAAAUAGCCAUUAAAUAACUCUGAACAACUUCACAAGUUCAGUGUUCGGAAGCUAAAUUAUAGUGAUUAUAUCUAUAUCAUUAUAUCUUUAUCCAUCCCUUUAAGUGAUGCUGGAAAUGUUGUAUUGAGCAGAAAGGUGUGUGUGUGUCCCAUUUGCGUUUUAAUUCAUUUUAACGCCGCUUCUUCGCCAUUUCUUUAACGCAUUAACGCAACUUGCGAUUUUUAGGUUGUAGCGGGCUUAGUUUUAAAGCCAGAGUGAAGAUACUGGCAUCAUAUGAAACUAGAAAACCGAAGGAAUCCAUUGAUACCAGCCAUGUCCAUGUCUAAAUCACGCUCCGAACUUACGCGAAAAUUUGCAGAGGAAAAACUGGCAUGGCCAUUUUCAAAGGGGUCCCUUGACCUCUGACCUCAAGAUAUGUGAAUGAAAAUGGGUUCUAUGGGUACCCACAAGUCUCCCCUUUACAGACAUGCCCACUUUAUGAGAAUCACAUGCAGUUUGGGGCAAGUCAUAGUGGGCUGCAGUUUGCCAUGUUGUGAUUUGAGCAUAUUUUUUAUGCUAAAUGCAGUACCUGUGAGGAUUUCUGGAUAAUAUUUGUAGGCCAAUGGCUGUAGCGAAUGAUGAUAAUUUGUCAAGUAUUUAAUUAAGUAAACAUUAAACAACAAUAUUAUGUUGUUUUAUUUUGAUAUUGAUGGAUUUUCGUUUUGUAAUUUGUAUUAUUACAAAUUUCAGUGUGAUUUUGUAUUACCUUUUUUUUUACUUCAGCAACAGAACCAGGGAAUUCUUAUUUCUUUUUUAACUCUAUUGAAAAGAAAGAAGAAAAAAAGCAUCAAUGUGACGUGUUAGUUAGAACACACCAUUGCCUGAAACCUUAUCAAUGAAAACAACUGAAUUUUCCUUAUAUCUGUCUUAAAAUCUUCCUUUGUUGAUCAUUGUCUAGUUUCUGAAUCAAUAUUCUUCCAGAAUAUGUGGGUGAACUGCUCCUUUAAGAGCCUCAUUGGAAAUGCUCAGCACCAACUGGACCGCCUGUUAACAAUGUCAGAGCUAUUGGUCUAACCCUACCACACACACACACACACACACACAUAUACAUCAGGAUCAUGUGAUUCAGUCACAGAAAUGCAUAUUGCUGUUGUUGAAGAAAAACUACAUUGCUGCAUUUUUUAUUUUCUUUUAGUGUACUUGAAUUAAAGGCUUCAAUGAUCA